This is a messenger RNA of Drosophila persimilis, 1582 nucleotides long. RefSeq names its product kinesin-related protein 8. The transcript is spliced from 2 exons. Gene Ontology annotation, biological process: microtubule-based movement; mitotic spindle organization. The record is from RefSeq and is a predicted model, not a curated record. Gene Ontology annotation, molecular function: microtubule motor activity; microtubule binding; ATP binding. NCBI's taxonomy places the organism in Eukaryota, Metazoa, Arthropoda, Insecta, Diptera, Drosophilidae. The coding region runs from base 1 to 1500 and encodes 499 amino acids.
AUGUCUGUAGCAGUGCGCUUGCGUCCAAUGAACAGCAUGGAGUUGGAAUGUAAAAGCAGCACUGCGGUGAAGCGAACACCGGACGGAUUGCCCCAUGUGUCGGUGGAUUUCCAUGAAAGCUUCGCUUUUAACUAUGUUUUCGACCAAAGGGAUACCCAGAAGGAUCUUUUCGAGGCCUGUGUCCAGACGAGGUUGAAGAGACUUCUUCAGGGAUUCGACGUGACCAUCUUGGCCUACGGCCAAAAGGGUUGCGGCAAGACCUACACCAUGGGCACGGACUUCAAUGGUGUGAUGGACGACAAAGUGGGCUUGAUUCCGCGAGCCGUGCACUACCUCUUCCAGUACAUUUCAACUCUGAAGAAGUCGUACACUUUCCGUGUGAGCUGUUCGUUCGUGAAGAUCUACCAGGAGGAGCUAUUUGACCUCCUCUUGCCAAGAAAUAAUUUGAGCAGCCGCCUUGCGGGGCCCGGUCUGACAGAACUGGAGGUCAGCUCCGCCCAGGAGGUAACCGAUCAUCUGAUGCGGGGCUUUGCCAAACGGGCAGUGGGCGAGAAGCCUUCCGAAUCCCAUUCCAUAUUGACAUUAACAUUGGUGGCCAGGAAGUUGGGUGGAGGAGGCCCUACCUCUGAAACCACCACCAAGCUCAAUUUUGUAGAUCUGGCCGCUUCGGGAUGCUGGAUUUUUGGCAACGAUGCUGACCGAUCCAAAGGGGGUCUCGUGGCCCUUGGCAACGUGUUGAACACCUUGGCUUAUGGGGAAAUUGCGCCCGAAUACAUUCCCUACGGACAGUCGUUGCUGACGAGCCUGCUGCAGGACUCGUUGGGCGGCAGGUCCAUUAGACUGCUUAUUGCCUGCGUGAGUUCCUCCGACGCCAAUGUAUCCGAGACCAUGAGAACUCUUCGCUUUGCGGAUCGGACUCUGCCAGUCAUGAAAAAGCCAGGGCUGCGAUUGGAUCAGCGAUUGCGAUUGGUCAGUAGGCUGAAGGAUAUCAUUCAGCAGCUGAGCGGGGAGCUCUUGAGAGCAAUACAGGCCGUGGCUAAGCCGGAUGAUCGUCAGAGGUUGGAGGAUCGGGCCAAGAACCUCGAGAAAAAAAACCUAAAGCUGCAUCAGGAGCUGGAACAAAUCCUAAUCGAUACAGCCGAUGCGGAUGUGCGGGGCGGCAUUCUCGCGAAGCACAUCGUCCAAUCAAAGACGCACGUUCGUCGGAUAAUGACAAUGCUGGGAUUACAGCGACAGCAGGAACCCGGUCCCCAAUCGGUUCAGAGUGAGGGCAACCAGCUGUUGCAGACGCUUGUGGAACUCAAUCGCAUAGUAUCGGACACCACUGGGCAGUUAAGGGCAAGGGACAAUCUAUAUCUACAGACGCACAGCCAGCAGUCGUGGCAACAGUUCAACAACGGCGGUGGAGACUUCGGAUUAGAAGCAAAUGCUGCAGGACCAGAAGAUCACGUUUCGACACAACAACAAGGAAAUGACGAAUACUACUAUGACAGCGCCUGAUGAAAUUUAAGAACUAUUUAUCUUGGGUCAGGGCAUAUUUGAUAUGGUAUCUAAAUUAAUGUUAUAAAUAAUUACAGUUUAA